Molecule: messenger RNA, 2903 nt
Organism: Dermacentor albipictus
Lineage: Eukaryota; Metazoa; Arthropoda; Arachnida; Ixodida; Ixodidae
Product: solute carrier family 41 member 1-like
Biological process (GO): monoatomic cation transport
Cellular component (GO): plasma membrane
Molecular function (GO): monoatomic cation transmembrane transporter activity
Source: RefSeq, a predicted model, not a curated record
CCAAAUAUCGUCUGUGCGUGUCGUUAAAACGCGCCCACACCUCAGUGCGCGAGCUCUUGGACUAUUCGCUUUAUCGAGGACGUUUGCACGACCGCGCUCGGAGCCGUUUCGACAAAAGCCCGUGGGUCGUUACGAGCGUCCUCGCCCGCUGUUCGCCGUCGCCGCCGAUUCCGCGCCCCUCGCCGACUUCGUUGUGGCCCGUCGCUGCAUGUGGUUGAGCCGGCCCGUUCAGCCCGGCAUCGUCCCCAUCGGCCUGGCCGAAGCACGCCAACCAGAGCUGGGCGGCGGGCGUGUGGAUGCGGCGCCGUCCCCGCUGUCGCGGCGCGCUCGACCCCGCCGACGACCGAAGAGGUAGCUGCCCGGAGCCGCCGACCUGGCACCUUGGGGUCGCCGAGCCUCGAAUGCUUCCUGGACACGUCCCCGGGCAGUCAUCUCUUCUCCAGUAAACGCGUCAUCGAACUCGGCGGACAGACCUUCUCGAUUAUAUAUCAAGCCGUGAGCCCGGUGACGCUGGCCCCGUGGACUGGUGCGGCCGGGUGUCCCGUGCCAGCGGCUCGGCUGGCGCUGUCAUCCCGCUGAGCGGCGACGAAGACGAAGAGCACGGCCUGCAGGGGGAGCGGCGCUGAGCGGCGGUCAUGCCGGCUGCCGACCGCGGCAGCAUCGCCGCCGUGCCGCCGGGCUUCUGGACGCGGCCACGGGUGAUCAAGGCGGACGAGAUCGCACGCAGGCUGUUUCAGGCCAGGCUUUGACGCGUGAAGCCAACAUAGCCCAGCAACAGCGCGCCACCGCCGAGGAGCGAGCUUCGGCGCGGCGUCAGAGCCUGUGUCCAGUGGUUGCGGGCCCUCUUGUUCCGACCAACGCGAAGCGUUCGCCAGUCGGCGCGUGCCCAAGCUUGCCGACGCGCGCCAGUGGUUUGGCCUUUAGGCGUCCGUUGCUGCGUCGAAGAAGUCGGACAUUCCCCAGGGGUCUCGCUCGGAAGGCAGCCGACGAGAUGCUCAGCCUGGCAGCGAGCCACUGCCGCGUGGGCUUCGUGGACCGGCCCGGCUUGCGGCCGAGCAAGGAGAGCGACGCCGGCGUGGCCAUCAUCGAGCUUCCCCCGGCGGUGAUGUCCGCGCACGGCGACCUCCCGGCGGCCGGCGACGUCGCGCUGCCGGGCAGCGGCGGCUCGAGCGAGCGACUCGACGUGAAGGACGAGGAAGAACCGGAGAAGAGCGAAAGACUGUGUGUCACGUGUGCCCAGGUCUUUCUACCUUUCCUCCUGGCUGGCAUGGGCUCCGUGGCGGCCAGCCUUCUGCUAGACCACGUCAAGGGCUGGCCCGUGUACGUGGCGUACCGGGAGCUGUUCGUGCUGGUCCCGCCCCUCCUGGGCCUCAACGGAAACCUCGAGAUGACUCUGGUGGCACGCAUGAGCACGCAGAUUCACACAGCCAUCUUCAAGCCUGGCGAAGAAAAACACGGCGAAGUUAACCUUGACCGGCUCAAUACGAUAAAAAGCCAGCUUCGACAAGCUGCAGCCAACAUGGCUCUCUUACAGUGCCAGUCGACGGUGGUGGCGCUGGUGGCAUGCGGGCUGGCCCUGGCCAAAGGCUUGGCGCGCCACGGCAGCGGUAUCACCCCGCUCUACGCUUGCAUGCUUUGCGCCUGCGGACUGGCCGCUGCCAACGUGGCCAGCAUGGUGCUCGGGGCGUUCAUGACGACCGUGGUGUUGGUGGCGCGGCGGUGCGGCCUGAACCCGGACAACGUGGCGGCGCCCAUCGCCGCCUCGCUGGGCGACCUGACGACGCUCACGCUGCUCUCGACCAUCAGCUCGAGGCUGCUCGUCUGGAAAGACUCGCCCUUAAUGACUCCGGGCGUGGUGGCGCUGAGCCUUCUGCUGCUGCCCUUAUGGUUCUUCUUGGCCUUCAAGCACGAAAACACGCGCUCCGUGCUCAAGGUCGGAUGGCCGCCCAUACUGGCCGCUGUGAUGGUAUCCAGCUUCGGUGGCUACAUCCUGGACUUUUCCGUGGUUCGUUUCGAAGGCAUCGCUCUUCACCUCUCCGCUGUAAACGCCGUGGGCGGUAACCUGGCGGCCAUCUACUGCUGCCGACUGUCGACGUUCCUGAGCCGGCGCGUGGACCUGGGCGUGCUGCCGCCCGAGGACGCGUCCCGCUGCGCCAACCCGCUGGUGCUGUUCGCCGGUGACUCCGAGGUGGGCCGUGUGGCGCGCAUCCUGCUGCUGGUGGUCAUCCCGGGCCAGCUCAUCUUCCUCACCGCCACUGACUUGCUGCGAUACGGCACGUUCAACGUGACACCCCUGUUCGGAUGUCUCUACGUACUCGUCGCACUCGUGCAGGUGGCCAUCCUGUUGUUCCUGUCCCGCUCGCUGGUCUACUGGCUGUGGUGGUGGCGCGUGGACCCGGACAACGCGGCCAUCCCUUUCAUCACGGCCGCUGGAGACUUCACCGGCACGGGGUUGCUGACCGUCGCCUUCUUUGCCCUGGAGUCCGUCGGGGACCCCGCCGUCGCCGGUUGACGGCCCGCUGGGCGGGCUGGCUGGCGCCACACGCCGCUUGUACUCGGCACCCGAGACCGGCUUAGCCGCAGCGAGGCACCCAUGACUGCACACGGCCGCAGAAGACGCUCGCCGGUCUCCCUCCCGUCCUUGCAUAUGAGACAGCGAACUGCCGCUGUCGGAACGAACCCUGCCCCCUGGAGGGUCCUCCCACCUCCCUGACGCUCAAGGCACCGAGAGAAGCUAGUCGACGCAGCUUGCCCGCCAGGGCUGUACCUGUCCACGACAUGCCGGCCCUGGGAUGGGAACGCAAGGUCACCCCACGAAAGCAGGAGCUGGGCGUCUCCGGGUUUUCAGUACCUUUUCUUGAUGACUCCGAACAGCGCAAUAAAUAAGUGUCCACAGCAGUCAA